This is a messenger RNA of Vitrella brassicaformis, 3253 nucleotides long. Lineage: Eukaryota; Vitrellaceae. The record is from the annotation of a GenBank genome assembly.
GGCGAGAAUCGCGCGAGCUACAUAGUGUAGGUCGGUGUCACUCACGAACCCACCACACGGUUGUCGCAUGGCUGACUCAAUCAUCAUUGCAGGACUGGUGCGAAUUAAACUGUCUCAUCAUUCGCUGAUUGACCCAGUGACCAUGACGUGCGAUAGACGGACGACACGCAAGCAGGGGAAAGAGGAAGCAAGGCAAGAAGGCAGCCAAGGUAGUCAGUCAGAGGUAUCUAUCCAUCCAACACCAAAACGGACGGAUGGCUGAUGACCCGCAGAAGCCAGAAAGCGAGAAGACCUCUGUCGUCUGCCUGCCUGCAUGGCCAUGGAAUGACGUGAGUGCGUGUUCGUUCCCCUGUUCAUGGAAAGCACUUGACUAAUUAAGACAUGGGGGUGUGUGUCCGCAUCGGCUGGGACGGGGUGGGCUGCGGUGCGGUGCGCCGCACCGACGGCCUUGCCUCUGGCCCGAUAUCUGCCUGCCUGCCUGCCCGGUUGCCCCCCCUCCCCCCUUUCCUGCCUCACUCACUGAUCGACCGUGAAUGUGUAUAUGGCCAUCCGGUUGAGCGCAAAAGCUAUCGGCUCCUUCUUCUCCAUGUGAUAACACUCCAACACCUGUGUGUGAGGUCACACCACAUACACUCUCACUGGCGCGGUCAUGUGGAUGUGAGUGUGGGUAGUUUGUACCUCGAUGUUGCAGACAGUGGUUUGUGAGGUGGCGUCGAUUUGGAAGGGGAGGAGAGAGGAGCUGUCGGUCUUGGCCGAGAACUCCAUCGUCCCGGUCGGCGCGUUGCUGUCCACCAAGGGCACAGUCCUGAACCACACCCAAUGAGUGAGAAGAUGCCCUCCACUUGUGCGCUCUUAUACGAAUUGAGUGGGCGUGUGUCAAGAACUCACCAGGCGACCACGUUGCCCUCGGUGCUGUACUCGCCCACGUCAGCACUAGAAACCUAUACACACACACGCAGAUGCCAACCAAAGGCGCAUCAAUGGAGUGAGUGAGUGGCUGGAUUGACCGGAUCCGUGCGUAGCGUACCGUAGGGUGAGAGUUGGGUGGGCAUGGGAUGGAGAAUCUGAGGUCCUGCAGGGCGAGGUCCGUCUUGGUCAGCUCAAACUCGAUCGUCGCCACCGUCCCGUCGCUCGUAGACGACAUCCAACAACUUACCGACAUCGGCAACAACUCCUGCACACACGCAUGGACAGGAUACACGUGUCCCCGUGUGUGUCUGUGUCUGUGUGUGUGUGUGUGGCUGUAGGUGACCUCGCUCUUGGUUUGCAGCCGCCAUUUGAGCAGCGGCAUGGGGGUGUUCUGUCUGAAACACCGAGAUGCAUCCUGCAUGGCAAAUACACCGAACACAGGUGCCGUCAACACACACACACACACGUUGUGCGGGGGCGUGCCAGCUGCCGUACCCUGAAUUCGAGGAUGCUGUUGGCGUGAGAGCUCUUGUUGAGGUUGGGAUGCACCUUCCACUUGAAACGCUUGUCCUCCGGAGACACCUGAGGAUACACCACAGACGGAUGCACUGAUGUGUGUAGGCAUGUGCGAGCGAGUGCCUCGAUGACCCACUAACCUUGAAUGCGGCGAGGUCUGCCUUGUUGACAUCGAGCACAGUGGCCUCAAACUGGCCCUGGAUGUCCAUGUCGUUCAAACCUGCACACACGAUGGCACGCACACGGAUUGCCACAUGUCAUCGAUGUCUCAUGGCGGGCGGCCAGCUGACGCACCUCCCUCUGCAUGGAGCUGUGCUUGUAUCUUCUCCUCAAUGUUGAUGGUCACGGGCUCUAGCAGGGGAUUCACAGGCGCGGCUCCACGGCCAUUGUCCUCUGCACACACACCACAACGAACACAGCAAUGGAGGGCUGCAUGGUUCUUUAUCUUUCGUGUGUGCGGAUUGGACCCUCGAGGCCGGUGGAUGCGGCCGAUGCGGCCACGGCAGAUGGGGUGGGGCGGAGGGAAUCCAACAACUCGGCUGCAGGCUUCUGCUCACACACACACACACACACACACACAGCGAGAGAGAGAGAGGCAGGCAGGAUGCACAGGGUCCUUUGUGCAGUCAGCCAGUGUCUUACGCCUUACUUUCUUGCCGAUCUGCAUGCCUUUCUUGGGCAACCCUGCCCGCAUCGCGGUAGAGCUGGGUGGGUGGGGUGGGACACACACAAACAUGACAGUCCAUCCGUGAGUGUGUCUGUCUGUCACGCCCACUCACUCCCUACACGCUCAGCUCACUCCAUUUCGUUGGCUCCCGGUGCAGUGUGUGGUGCGCCCCAUGGUGUGGGCUCCUUGUCCAUCAUGUGUUGCGCGGAAGGGUUCAUGUGCAGCUCGUCCUCGAGGCUGAUGCCGCUGCCCGCGGGGUUGGCCUUGUCGGCCUGCUUCUGGAGCGCACGCUGCUUGGCCAGCUCCAGCUGCUUACGCUUCGCGACCUCCUUGGCCUCGUUGAUUUUGCUCUGAUGGCAACACCAGCAACACAACGAUACAUAGAGCCACUCUCGCGGCAUUGUGGGCGGCUGGCUGGCUGACCUGUUCGAUCAUUUGGUGAAGCCUCUCCUCGUGGCUGUCCAUCUCGGUGUAGGUCUUGAUCUGGCUGAGCGUGACGCUCUCCCGGUAGCCGAACGAGAUGACCUCGUCGAAGGCAAAGACGAUGUCGAAGGCGUGUUUGACGACGAGCUCCUCGGUGACGGUGAUCUGGCAGCAGUCCUGCACAAUCUUGGCCAGCAGGCGGAGCGUCUCGAGGUCCUCCAGGAUGUUGCUGGCCUUGUUGGUGAUCAGCAGCAGGUACAACGACUCAAUCGGCUGGUACACGUACCGCACGCUCUCCGUCUCUAUGUACGUGUGAUCCUUGCCUGAUGCAGUGAGCCAUCAUUACACAUACACACACACACACACAGAGGAGCCAUCAAUGCCCGUCGAGCUUGGCACGCACCCAAGGCCUCCCUGUGAAUGAGAUGCAGCUGCCUUUGCUUGUCUUACUUCCGAUUUCGAUGAGUUUGGGGAACGCUGAGAGGAGGCCCUCGACCCGCAGCCUGGUCAUCUCGACAAACUGCCGCGCCACCAGCGUCUUGGCCUUGGUCAAGAUCGCCGCCGAUAGAACCACCAUGACUGACUGACCCUUAUUGACUGACUGACCGAACGCAAGCGGUGGGUGACGUCACUCGUGCCGAUCAAUGCCUGCUGCCCACGCACUCCUCAAUCUAGGCUGUCAGAGCAAAGAUGCAGAGGCCGACAAACACGCCUGUGACGCCUCUUUUCCAAAACGUC